Rangifer tarandus platyrhynchus (Svalbard reindeer) is the source of this 3405-nucleotide messenger RNA. Lineage: Eukaryota; Metazoa; Chordata; Mammalia; Artiodactyla; Cervidae. The record is from the annotation of a GenBank genome assembly.
AUGCCGGUGUUUCAUACGCGCACGAUUGAGAGCAUUCUGGAGCCGGUGGCGCAGCAGAUCUCGCACCUGGUGAUUAUGCACGAGGAAGGCGAGGUGGACGGCAAAGCCAUCCCUGACCUCACCGCGCCUGUGGCCGCCGUGCAGGCGGCGGUCAGCAACCUCGUUCGGGUUGGAAAAGAGACUGUUCAAACCACCGAGGAUCAGAUUUUGAAGAGAGAUAUGCCACCAGCAUUUAUUAAGGUGGAGAAUGCUUGCACCAAACUUGUCCAAGCGGCCCAGAUGCUUCAGUCAGACCCUUACUCAGUGCCUGCUCGAGAUUAUCUAAUUGAUGGGUCAAGAGGCAUCCUCUCUGGCACAUCAGACUUGCUCCUCACAUUCGACGAGGCUGAGGUUCGUAAAAUUAUUAGAGUUUGCAAAGGAAUUUUGGAAUAUCUUACAGUGGCUGAGGUGGUAGAAACUAUGGAAGAUUUGGUCACUUACACGAAGAAUCUUGGACCAGGAAUGACUAAGAUGGCCAAGAUGAUUGAUGAGAGGCAGCAGGAACUGACUCACCAGGAGCAUCGAGUGAUGUUGGUGAAUUCAAUGAACACUGUGAAGGAGUUGCUGCCAGUUCUCAUUUCAGCUAUGAAGAUUUUUGUAACAACUAAAAACUCCAAAAACCAAGGAAUUGAAGAAGCUUUGAAAAAUCGCAAUUUUACUGUAGAAAAGAUGAGCGCUGAAAUUAAUGAGAUCAUUCGUGUAUUACAACUCACUUCCUGGGACGAAGAUGCCUGGGCCAGCAAGGACACUGAAGCCAUGAAGAGAGCAUUGGCCUCCAUAGACUCCAAACUGAACCAGGCUAAAGGUUGGCUCCGUGAUCCCAGUGCCUCCCCAGGUGAUGCUGGUGAACAGGCCAUCAGGCAGAUCUUAGAUGAAGCUGGAAAAGUUGGUGAACUCUGUGCAGGCAAAGAACGCAGGGAGAUCCUGGGAACUUGCAAAAUGCUGGGGCAGAUGACUGACCAAGUGGCUGACCUCCGAGCCAGGGGACAAGGAGCCUCACCAGUGGCCAUGCAGAAAGCCCAGCAAGUGUCUCAGGGUCUGGAUGUGCUCACAGCAAAAGUGGAAAAUGCAGCCCGCAAGCUGGAAGCCAUGACCAACUCAAAGCAGAGCAUUGCAAAGAAGAUCGAUGCUGCUCAGAAUUGGCUUGCAGAUCCAAAUGGUGGGCCAGAAGGAGAAGAACAGAUUCGAGGGGCUUUGGCUGAAGCUCGGAAAAUAGCAGAAUUAUGUGAUGAUCCUAAAGAGAGAGAUGACAUUCUGCGUUCUCUUGGAGAAAUAUCUGCUCUGACUUCUAAGUUAGCAGAUCUACGAAGACAAGGAAAAGGAGAUUCCCCAGAGGCCCGAGCAUUAGCCAAACAGGUGGCCACAGCCCUACAGAACUUACAGACUAAAACAAACAGGGCUGUGGCCAACAGCAGACCUGCCAAAGCAGCUGUCCACCUUGAAGGCAAGAUUGAGCAAGCACAGCGGUGGAUUGAUAAUCCUACUGUGGAUGACCGGGGAGUUGGUCAGGCUGCCAUCCGAGGGCUGGUGGCCGAAGGGCAUCGUCUGGCUAAUGUCAUGAUGGGGCCUUAUCGCCAGGACCUUCUUGCAAAGUGUGACCGAGUGGACCAGCUGACGGCCCAGCUGGCUGACCUGGCUGCCAGAGGGGAAGGGGAGAGCCCUCAGGCGAGAGCUCUUGCGUCUCAGCUCCAAGACUCCUUAAAGGAUCUGAAAGCCCGAAUGCAGGAGGCCAUGACUCAGGAGGUGUCAGAUGUUUUCAGUGAUACCACAACUCCCAUCAAGCUGUUGGCAGUGGCAGCCACUGCUCCUCCUGAUGCACCCAAUAGGGAAGAGGUAUUUGAUGAGAGGGCAGCUAACUUUGAAAACCAUUCAGGAAGGCUUGGGGCCACAGCAGAGAAGGCGGCUGCUGUUGGAACUGCUAAUAAAUCAACAGUGGAAGGCAUUCAGGCCUCAGUGAAGACAGCCCGAGAACUCACACCCCAGGUGGUCUCAGCCGCUCGCAUCUUACUUAGGAAUCCUGGAAAUCAAGCUGCUUAUGAACAUUUUGAGACCAUGAAGAACCAGUGGAUCGAUAAUGUUGAAAAAAUGACAGGGCUGGUGGAUGAAGCCAUUGACACUAAAUCUCUGUUGGAUGCUUCUGAAGAAGCAAUUAAAAAAGACCUGGACAAGUGUAAAGUUGCCAUGGCCAACAUUCAGCCUCAGAUGCUGGUCGCUGGGGCAACCAGCAUUGCUCGUCGGGCCAACCGGAUCCUGCUGGUGGCUAAGAGGGAGGUGGAGAACUCUGAGGAUCCCAAAUUCCGUGAGGCUGUGAAAGCUGCCUCUGAUGAAUUGAGCAAAACCAUCUCCCCAAUGGUGGUGGAUGCAAAGGCCGUGGCAGGAAACAUUUCUGACCCUGGACUGCAAAAGAGCUUCCUGGACUCAGGAUACCGGAUCCUAGGAGCUGUGGCCAAGGUCAGAGAAGCCUUCCAACCUCAGGAGCCUGACUUCCCGCCUCCUCCACCAGACCUUGAACAGCUCCGACUGACAGAUGAGCUUGCUCCUCCCAAACCACCUCUGCCUGAGGGUGAGGUCCCUCCACCCAGGCCCCCACCACCAGAGGAGAAGGAUGAAGAAUUCCCUGAGCAGAAAGCCGGGGAGGUGAUUAACCAGCCAAUGAUGAUGGCUGCCAGGCAGCUCCAUGAUGAAGCUCGCAAGUGGUCCAGCAAGCCGGGUAACCCAGCCGCUAAGGUGGGUAUAAGUGUUGUAGCUGAGGCAGAAGCGGCUGAUGCUGUUGGGUUCCCUGUCCCCCCUGACAUGGAAGACGAUUACGAACCUGAGCUGCUGUUAAUGCCAUCCAAUCAGCCGGUCAACCAGCCCAUUCUGGCCGCGGCUCAGUCAUUGCAUCGGGAAGCUACCAAGUGGUCUAGUAAGGGCAAUGACAUCAUUGCAGCAGCCAAGCGCAUGGCUCUGUUGAUGGCCGAGAUGUCUCGACUGGUCAGAGGGGGCAGCGGCACCAAGCGGGCGCUGAUUCAGUGCGCCAAGGACAUCGCCAAGGCCUCAGAUGAGGUGACUCGGUUGGCCAAGGAGGUUGCCAAGCAGUGCACCGAUAAGCGGAUUAGAACCAACCUUUUACAGGUAUGCGAGCGAAUUCCAACCAUAAGCACCCAGCUCAAAAUCCUGUCCACGGUGAAGGCCACCAUGCUGGGCCGGACCAACAUAAGCGACGAGGAGUCCGAGCAGGCCACAGAGAUGCUGGUUCACAAUGCCCAGAACCUCAUGCAGUCUGUGAAGGAGACUGUUCGAGAAGCAGAAGCAGCUUCAAUCAAAAUUCGAACAGAUGCUGGGUUUACUCUGCGCUGGGUUAGAAAGACUCCCUGGUACCAGUAG